This is a messenger RNA of Telopea speciosissima, 1447 nucleotides long. RefSeq lists its product as uncharacterized. The transcript has 3 exons. NCBI's taxonomy places the organism in Eukaryota, Viridiplantae, Streptophyta, Magnoliopsida, Proteales, Proteaceae. The record is from RefSeq and is a predicted model, not a curated record. The coding region runs from base 1 to 1257 and encodes 418 amino acids.
AUGGAUGAUGCAGGACCUGUUUCUGUUAAUCGUAUAUGUAUUCCUUUACCUAUGCUCAAUUACCCUGUGUUGAUCUGUGCAGGAUACUUCUCCACAGGACUGAACAUUGUAGGAUGGUCCUAUUUCUUUUUGUUAAAUGGCAGGAUUCGGUUUUUUGACACAGGAACUACAACCCCUAGGGAUGCUCUUACAGCUCUUCUUUUUGCGGUUCGUAAAGGGAUCGACCAUGCAGCCUGCAGUGGGUUGAAGAUUAGAGAGAUAUGGAUGGACAAUCAGCUCCUCUCCGAUACUCUUCCAUCUCCCAGCAAAUGCCGAUUGCCAUGGAACCUGUUUAAGGAACUAUUAUAUAUAUCUGACAACUCUCAAGGGGUGAUUUUGUUAACAACUGUAAUCACUUCUGCAUUUUCAAAAUCCUUCCGUGUUCUCCAAUUCCCCUUUUUUUUCUCCUUUAUCUUCCUCUGGUUUUCGUUCUUGAAGUUCUCUCUGCAAAGAAGAAGAAGAAGAAGAAUUCUACUACUCAUGAUAAUGGCGGCGGAUGUGAGUUCUCUUGUUCAAAUACUGAAUGGGUACAAAGAAGAAGAGUUGAAGAACGAGACUAGUGGUGGGAAAUCGAAAAGUUUGAUUACUAGAGACUUGCUUGGAGGUAGUGGUGGGUUCUCUUCCACCGAAUUGGAUCUUGAUUUGCAGGUCCCCACUGGUUGGGAGAAACGCCUCGAUAUGCAGUCAGGCAAAGUCUACCUACAGAGAUGCAAUUCUUCAAUUUCAUCUUCAUCAUCGGGAUCAGAACACAAACAUUAUCAUCACCAGAAACAACAACAGCAAAAUCGAAGUAUUCCAGAGCUUCAAGAUUUGAACUUUCCUCCAGUAACACCAUCAUCAAACCCUUUGGAAGAGACUCGUUUGGAGCUAAGGUUGGUUCCUUCUUUUGAUUACCAGAGCGUCUGUACUCUGGAUAAGGUGAAAUCAGCGUUGGAGAGAGCAGAGAGAGAAUCGGGUAAAAAACGUUCUUCUUCGUAUGCAUCUGCUUCGUCUUCUUCAAUCAAGGAAGCAGCAAAGGAAAUAGAGGAAGGAGAAGAAAAAUCAUCUUCUUCAUCUGGGUUUGAAUCUAGUUCUGAUUUGUUACUUGCUGCUGGUUGUCCUGGUUGCUUGCUUUACGUUUUGAUAUCGAAGAACAAUCCUAAGUGCCCUCGUUGUGAUUCCAUUGUUCCAAUUCCUCUGCAGAAGAAACCAAAAAUUGAUCUCAACACUUCAAUUUGAGAACAAGGGUAGAAGAACAGAAUUGGUUUUUGGGUAUUUUUUGUUGUUUAAUUUUUGUAAAUGAUAGAUAAAUCAUUACUGGAUAGGUUUGUUAAUGAAGGAUAAAUUCUGAUUUGUUAUAAUUACAUUUUUAAACAUGUGAUUAAGAUUUUCAUUUAAUAUAGGAAGGAUAUUUAAAGUUCUUUAUUUC